This is a messenger RNA of Botrytis sinoallii, 1824 nucleotides long. RefSeq lists its product as uncharacterized. NCBI's taxonomy places the organism in Eukaryota, Fungi, Ascomycota, Leotiomycetes, Helotiales, Sclerotiniaceae. The record is from RefSeq and is a predicted model, not a curated record. The coding region runs from base 1 to 1824 and encodes 607 amino acids. The transcript has 2 exons.
AUGGCCGAACAAAUGGGCACCCCCAAUUCCAGUGCUGAUCUUUCAGUAAAUGGUGGCAAGAAUUCCGCACCAAAGGACAAGAAUUGUCCAUUCUGUCAUCAAGCAUUUACUUCAUCCUCACUUGGCCGCCAUCUCGAUCUUUACAUCAAGGAGAAGAAUCCCAAAGCGGCAGAUGGUAUACAUAGUGUGGAUGAGAUAAGGAAGCUUCGUGGAGGCAUUACAAGGCGGCAGCCACGUAAUUCAACUUCAAGGAGGGAAGAUUCGACACCUGCAGGGACACCUGGAGGAUCGGACAGGGGGAAUUCCAAUAAUGAUUCUGAAAUGGUAGGGAGUGACUCUCCAAGCUUAAGGAGAGAUGAUGGAGCGGCUAUGAAUAUGAUGUGCAUGUCAAGAGGGGUGCCAGGUCAAACUUUGGGUGGUCGAAGACCUAAUUUUGUUGUGAAUGGCGGUACAUGGGAGUCAACAGGCGUCAUGAAUCAUAUUCCUCAAGCACGAAAUGGCGAAACCGCUCGAAGUUGGGAUGGAGAUGAAUCCAGAGAUGGGAGUAGGAGAUCGGAUGGCAGAAAUAGAUCUGUCAGCAAACAAAUGCUAGCGAAAACGACGUUCGAGCAAAAACAAAAGAUGAUAGAAGCUCUGGAUAAUGCAAAAGCAGCAGAAUUGGCAUUAAGAGAACUUUUAGGGGGGGUUAGAGCAGCCAAACAACGAAUUGAAGGCCCCAAUAUUUUUGAUUACGAUCCUUUUAGUUUGGAUUUUCCUGCCCUCACUUUACAUUGUCUGCCACCACCACCGACCCUUUAUGCGUCUACCCCUAUUCCAAACUCUACUUCAUGGUCUAUCCUUCCACCAGAUGAAUUACAAUAUCAAGCAUUGCGGAAACAUUUUGCAUCGGAGUUUCACCGCUACCGUAUCUCAAUAUCCAUCGCUACGACAACUCCACAAGAUGAUUUAUCAUAUCCUCCGCAGGAAAACUUCAUUGGUCUCGAGAGUCUUACUACACUACACCAACAAGCGGAAGCAGAUGCUCAAAGCAUGGAGGCUAGAAUUUCUGAGCACUUACAUUCAAUGUUUGGGCAUUGGAAUUCGUUGCCUCCAAAUAAGAGGACUGAACUUUGGACUCUCGAAUUAGCUCGUAAUAUCGGUCGAAAGUCUGAGGAAAUAUCCAAGUUGAAGAAGGAGAAGGAGCUUUUACAACAGGAUACGGCGCACUCAAAAUUACAAGUUGAGGAAUUAAGUCGAUUACAACAACCCAGGGAAUUCAGGAUUCAACCACCUUCACCACUACCUAUUGAUUCACGUCUUAUGACUGAAUUAGGUAAAUUGGGAACGACGCACAAAGCUGUUGGUCUUCAACUCAUGGAUCGAAGUGUACAUCUCGAUACGGCAGUGGAACGAGCAAUUGGUCGUUGGAAAGGUGUUGUCAAGCAAGCUCGAGCCGGGUCUGGACAGCCUGGAUCUGGCAUGGCUGCACAAAAGCCACUUGAGAAUAAUAUUAAUGAAGCGUUACCUCCAUCGAAUCCACCACAGCUUAAUUCUUCCAUAACGAGCCAACCAUUGCAAGAGGAUGCGCAAGACAUUGGAAGCGAUCAAGAUGCAGAUGGUGAUGCAGAUAUGGAGGAAGAUGAUACUUUUGUCGAUAUGACAGACGUUAAUGCAGGUGUUCAACGUGCACCUGAAGCACCAAUGUCUAAUACGACAAAUUUCCGAUUGGCAAAUGGAGGAAUUAAUAUGCAAGGUGUUAAUGCCGGUGGUAACCCGAGAGGAAGUGUAAUGGAGGGUCUUGAGAAUCAAAACCACGUGCAGGGAUAUGUGAGGAUCGGGGCCUAA